Messenger RNA from Rangifer tarandus platyrhynchus (Svalbard reindeer), 255 nucleotides. The record is from the annotation of a GenBank genome assembly. NCBI's taxonomy places the organism in Eukaryota, Metazoa, Chordata, Mammalia, Artiodactyla, Cervidae.
AUGGCCAGUCAGUCGCAGGGCAUUCAGCAGCUGCUCCAGGCGGAGAAACGGGCCGCCGAGAAGGUGUCCGACGGCCGCAAGCGAAAGAGCCGGAGGUUGAAGCAGGCCAAGGAAGAAGCCCAGGCUGAAAGUGAACAGUACCGCCUGCAGAGGGAGAAGGAGUUCAAGAACAGGGAUGAAGUCUUGGAUAACCUCUUGGCCUUUGUCUGCGACAUCCGGCCAGAAAUCCAUGAGAACUACCGCAUAAAUGGAUAG